GGAGGUGAGUAAUUCGAGCGUCGAUAUAUCGAGUAACAUAUUGGACUAGCUAGCUAUAUCUAGUAAUGUAUCGUGUUAGCUAGCUAUAUCGCCCGAUAGUAAAUAACCCAAUUCCAAUUGCUAACUAGGUAUAUCGGGUAGUAUAUUGAGUUAGCUAGCUAGAUCGCCCGAUAGUGGAUAUUUUUUUUCUCCUUGGGUACAAAGGUGCCAGAACCGUGCUCUUUACACUUUUGAAAAGAAAAAUGUUGAGGCUACCCGAAUAUAAAAAAGUAAAUGAAAAAAUACCACCUGCAGGUAGUGUACUUCUUGAAAACGUUUUGACGUUUUGAACGGGUUUUCUACCAAUAAAAAAGUUUUAGAAUUUGAAUUUCAUAUAGUGCCUAUGUACAGGUAAAAUGAAAAAGCCCGUAACUGACUCAUUUUUCAUCGACUUCAGGAAAUGUUCAAAAUAAGUUAUAGAUUAUACAUCAAGUAGCAAGUCUUGUAAUUUUUCACCGUUAAUGAAUAAAUUUUUAAAAGAAUUAAAUUUAAACAUUUUUAAAUUAAAUUUUAAAAGAAUUUAAAGGACGGCAGCGGAUAAGCACAAAAUAUUCCUUUAACUAAUCGGACCAAAAGACACAUAUUCUGAAUCAGCGUCGAAGUCUGAACAAAGCUGUCGAUUCAGUUUCUCGAAAUGUUGACUUCGGGUUAAAUGUUCAUUGUCUCCUCAGAGCUACAGAAAGAAAAAGGAAAAAGGACUUUAGGGUUUUUGUUGUAAACUUCAUAACUUUGCAAAGAAAGAUCGUGUAGAGCUGGAAAAUAUCUAGAUUUUGAUCAGAAUUUCACGGGCUACAAUCACGACUUAUUUAAUAAAUGUUUUCGAGAUUUUUCGAGGUUUCUGGAUAACCAAUUUUUCAGAAGCCAGCUAGGAAAGCGUUUUCCAAAAAACUGCUUCCCCUAAAAGCAUUUUCUGGUUAUAUUUGGAUUCCUCAUUCAAAACUAAGUAGGACAGCAUGUGUUUUGAACUGCACCUCGGCCUCUCGGGGACGCUGUAUCCAAAAUAGUUUUCAAAAACCGCAUUUUUCGUGGUUUUUUUGCACCGUUUUGACCUAUUUUUCCCUUGAAAACUACAUUUUUUCCAACUUCUCGACAUACCAUCUGAAAGCUGGCAUUGUGGCGGUUUCAGAACACUACCUUUGAAGGUAACAACAAAAUGCCAGCAGUUUUGGUACCAUUAUCUACCUUUAUUUCUUUGUUUUGCAUAUCCAACUGUGUUUUAUUUUUCGUGCAUUGUUCUUGGUAAUGGGUGUCAACAUAAUUUUGAUUAUGAAACACUAUUAUGUAGCGGACCUUGUUAUGUCAAUGAAACCACUGUUAGGCGGUGUCGACUGGUUUGCAAAUCUUUUUCUGUCAGUGUUCGUGAUACCUAUAUUAAAUUUUAUAUUAGUUGUAAGGAUAUUAUGGAAGAAAUGUCACAUGAAACAAAUGUUGACAUGGAAAAAAAACAGAAAGAUGACCGUCCAAUUAUUAUCUGUUUCCGGUCUUCAAUUAAUUAUUUUGUUACCAGCUAUCGUAACUGGAGCUUUCGAGUUAUUUUGGCUGCCAAAUUUUUUAGCUGAUAUUCAAUUCACAUAUUCCUAUGAUAUGUAUUAUUUUAUUCCGUUGUUAUUAGCAUUUAUUUGCUUGGGAUCUUUGACAGAAGUACUCAAAUCAAAUAAAAGACGAAAAGGGUCACCACAGUUGCACCUACCUGAGCGUAAUGCUGUUGGUCGCGAUGACUGA
Molecule: messenger RNA, 1761 nt
Organism: Didymodactylos carnosus
Lineage: Eukaryota; Metazoa; Rotifera; Eurotatoria; Philodinida; Philodinidae
Source: the annotation of a GenBank genome assembly